AUGGUUCAACAGCACGGUGACGAGCACCACAUUCCCCAGGAGGAUCAUGUCGUGCGGGCGGGAGCUUGGCUUCCCACCGACCACCGCAUCCACAGCGCCUGGCUGGGCGAGCAGAUCAAGGAUGCGAAGAAGCACUCCAAAGAGCUCGCGCCCGUCCUGAAGGACUUCAAGGCGUUCAUUGAGAACAACCCGCGCAUCUACAUGUACUUCCAUGCCAUGUUCGACGAGGUGCCCGUCAAGAAGCCCUACAACAAAGACCCCACCGGCCGCAAGCAGAUCCACGACUACCACCACAUGCUCGAGGUGCUCAACCACACCUUCACCACCGCCCCGCAAUGGACCGACGCGGCCGCCAACGUCGGCAUGGUCGGCGUGCCCAUGUGCGCCAUCUUCGACUACCCCAUGGGCACCGCCUCCGGCUACGCCGCCUUCCUCGACCCGGAAGUCAACCAGCACCUCAAGAAAAUCCUCAACGAGUGGGGCAAGUUCCUCAUGAGCCCCAAGUCCGCCGAGGUGCUCAACGACCACAAGUUUGGCUGGUUCGGGCCCGUGGGCACAAAAGACGUCAUGGAGGUCGCCAAUGCCCCCUACAAGACCUCCUACACCUUCGAGGAGUUCUACCACUGCGACCCCAAGGCCAAGCACCACGGCUACAAAUCGUGGGACGACUUCUUCACCCGCCGCUUCCGCGAGGAGGUGCGCCCUGUCGCGUCGCCGGAUGACGACAACGUCAUCAACAACGCUUGCGAGAGCAAGGUGUUCAACGUGUCGCACAAUGUCAAGCUGCGGGACAAGUUCUGGAUCAAGGCCCAGCCCUACUCCAUCCUCGACAUGCUGGCCCACGACCCGCUGGCGGAGAACUUUGCCGGCGGAACCGUGUACCAGGCCUUCCUGUCCGCCCUGUCCUACCACCGCUGGCACGCUCCCGUGAGCGGCACCAUCAAGAAGGCCUUCGUCCAGGAUGGCACCUACUUCUCCGAGCCCCUCUUCGAAGGCCUGGGCGACCACAACAACACCGAAAUCAACGCAGGCGGCAUCGCCGUCGGCCAAGGCUACCUGACCUCCCUGGCCACGCGCGCCGUCAUCUUCAUCGAAGCCGACAACCCGGCCAUCGGCCUCAUGGCCUUCAUCGGCAUCGGCAUGGACGAGGUCUCCACCUGCGACAUCACCGUCAAGGAGGGCCAGCAUGUCAAGAAGGGCGAGCAGACGGGUAUGUUCCACUUUGGUGGCAGCUCGCAUUGCUUGCUGUUCCGGAAGCAUGUCAAGGUUGAGGGCUUCCCUGAGCCGGGGCGGUCGGCCAAUGUGCCGGUCCGGAGCCAGUUGGCGGUUGUGAAGGCUUAG
Molecule: messenger RNA, 1341 nt
Organism: Neohortaea acidophila
Lineage: Eukaryota; Fungi; Ascomycota; Dothideomycetes; Mycosphaerellales; Teratosphaeriaceae
Product: Phophatidylserine decarboxylase-domain-containing protein
Exons: 4
Coding region: 1-1341 (446 amino acids)
Biological process (GO): phosphatidylethanolamine biosynthetic process
Cellular component (GO): mitochondrion
Molecular function (GO): phosphatidylserine decarboxylase activity
Source: RefSeq, a predicted model, not a curated record